Closterium sp. NIES-65 is the source of this 1575-nucleotide messenger RNA. The record is from the annotation of a GenBank genome assembly. Lineage: Eukaryota; Viridiplantae; Streptophyta; Zygnematophyceae; Desmidiales; Closteriaceae.
AUGAUCCAGUCAACCGCCAAAUGCUCCGCCACACAGGUAGCCCUCUCGUUGUUUCGCUCUUCCCCUCCGCCUGUUUCGCUCUUCCCCUCCGCCCGUUUCGCUCUUCCCCUCCGCCCGUUUCUUUUUUCCGCUCAGGCGGCGCUGCUUGCGGGCGAGCCCGUUCUCAGAGGCGCCACGUCAGCACCGGCGUCUCUCUCGCCCGCCACGUGGCUGCCGCUAGGCCGGUCCGGACCCACUCCUGGAGCGCCACGUGUGGUCAGGACAGCGGGGUUUAGACCAGGAGCGGCGGUGGUGGCGGCAGCGGGAGGAAGGGGCACGAGCAAGGGGGGGGACAGAGUGUCGUCCUCUGCCGUCCAGCAGCAGGUGCUGCUGGCGUCAGUGUCCCAGUCCACGUCAGCACCACCUCCCGGGCACGCCUCUCAUGUGGGUGGGCGUGGGCGUGGCUCUCUCGCUCUUCGCCUCGUGGCCCAUCGCAUACUCUCUCCUCUCCUUUCUGUAGCUCCACACAACCUUCUUUCAGUUCUCCCUUUCCUCUUCUCCCUUUGUCCUGCCCCUCUCGCGUGUAACGCCAAUGGCGCUCUCCCCUCCCUCCAGGGCUCCAAGUUCGUCAUGCAGCGCAUGCAGGUGAGCAGCGGUGCAAACAGUCUCUUCCCCUACCUCUCGCUUCCCCAACCCCACCAGCAAGCCAUGAUGAAGCAGAUGCUCAGUGCCAUGCAAUCUGGAGGCGGCGGCCCGGGCGGCGCGGCCAAUCCGUUUGCGGCAGCUGGCAUGGGCGGCGGCGCCAACCCGUUUCCGGGCAUGGGCGGCGGAGGAGCAGCAAACCCCUUCGCAGUGGUGGACGUGGCAGCACAAGUCUCAGACGCCAAGCCCGCAGCUGCCGCUGCUGCAGCACCCUCUUCUGCCACCACCAGCCCUUCCAGCAGCAGCAGCGCUUCUUCGUCGUCAGCAGCAUCCUCGGCUCCUGCAGAGGAGGCGGAGAGCAGCAGCAAGAAGAAGAGCUUCUUUCAAGAUGCUGAGCUGGUGGAGGAGCCAUCCGGGGGAGGCUUCUCCUGGGGGAACACGGGCAGUAGCACGGGCAGCAGCGGCAGCAAUGCAUCUAAUGCCACUUGGGAUACGUCCACCAACUCAUUUGCCAACGGAGGAGGUGGUGGCGGGGCUAAGGGCAAGAUGACAGUGGAGGCGCUGGAGAAGAUGCUCGAGGACCCCAUGGUGCAGAAGAUGGUUUUCCCGUAUCUGCCAGAGGAGAUGAGAGACCCGGCCACCUUCAAGUGGAUGAUGCAGAGCCCCAUGUACCGCCAGCAGCUAGAGAGCAUGCUCGACAACAUGGGCGGCACGGGCUUUGAUGACAGAGUCCUGGACAUGAUGAAGAGCUUCGACCUCAACAGCCCCGAAGUGAAGGACCAGUUCUCCCAGCUGGGCAUGUCACCAGAGGACGUGGUGGGUAAGAUCAUGUCCAACCCGAAGCUCGCAGCUGCCUUCCAGAACCCCCGCCUGCAGGCCGCCAUCCUCGAUGUGAGUCCUUUAGUCUUUGGACAUGAGAUGGCCUUUCAGGCGUCUCAAAUGUCACCACUUUAG